AUGUCACCCGCGGCACCGUCACCCAGAUUGCGCUACCAAGCAGUAGCGAGCACUAUCACCACGACAUGCUUUAUUUCUAAUCUGCAUUGCCCGUCAUGUGUCGACGGUAUCCAGGCCUCUCUCAGCGCGCUCGAUCCCCUGCCACAGGACGUUCUUGUUUCCAUCGUUUCGCAUUCAGUGGUUGUGCGCCACGCCACAAGCCUUGACGUCGACGACAUCACGGUCUCGCUCGAGGCUGCUGGAUUCGAGAUACAUAGUGUGUUUCAGGACAACAAGGCGGUUAGGAAUCCGAUUGAGGUCAAGAACCCUGAGGGAACGAGCAGGGAGUGGCAUACAAGCUUUGAACGCGCUGUGAACAAUUGGUUACGUCCUGUCGCAGACCUCGACGGUUCGCACGACGACAUGAAGAAGAAAGAGACACAUCUCGCUCAAUGUGAGCAGUGUAAGAAAGAAGGUGGUGGAGUCACUUUGCACAGCCAAGAGGUAUCGCCGUUCAAGCCUGCGCCUAUCGUUACGUCUUCGCCGAGGGGUAGUUUUGAUGGCUCUACAUCGCCUGAACCAAAGUCGCCUACAUCCGAGGCUUUUGUCGCUGUCAACUCAUCAGUCUCUCCACAAGUCUACAAGGUGACGCUGGCUCUCACCGGGAUGACGUGCAGCUCAUGCGUCUCCGCUAUCACCCACGCGGUUCAACAACAUCCAUGGGUCCAAUCGGUCAAUAUCAAUCUUCUGACAAACAGCGGGGUGAUUGUAUUCAGUGGCAAGGACAAAUGCGGAGAGGUUGUCGAGACGAUCGAAGACUGCGGUUUCGACGUUGCAGUCGAGAAGCUGGAAGAGGUCCAGCACACGUCAUCAAGAACGGUGGCGGCAUCUAAGCAGCAGACCGAGAAAUGGCGCGCAACAUAUUCCCUCGGAGGCCUCACAUGCUCCGCAUGCGUCGGAAACGUGAACCAAGCGCUGCAACCUCUUACAUGGAUCGAGAGAGCCGACAUUAACCUGAUCUCGAACAGUGCGACCAUCGUUUUCCGGGGCAAAGAGCAUCUUCCUGAAAUCAAGGAAACCAUUGAAGAUAUUGGAUACACUGCAACACUAGAUCAAGUUAUACAAGAAGGAACUGCGUUGACUGAGAGUAUGGAACGUUCUGUCGCAAUCCGCAUAGAUGGUAUGUUCUGUCACCACUGCCCACACAACAUCACGCGAGGAUUGCAAGAAUCGUUCGCAGAAGAAGAGAGUCUCGUGAUAGAGGAUCCACCGAUAUCUCUACAGCAACCUAUCCUUCACAUCAGAUAUGUACCGAAUUCUCCUCGGUUCACGAUCCGAAAAAUCUUCGCAACAAUUGAAAGCUUUAACCCUGCAUUCCAGCCCUCGGUCUUCCACCCUCCGACUCUUGAAGAGAGAGCGCGCGAGAUGCAUGCGCAAGAGCGGACACGUAUCCUGUUCCGUCUUGUACUGUGCAUCAUAGUCGCUAUCCCUACGUUUGUCCUUGGCAUCGUCUUCAUGAGCUUGAUUAGCUCUAAGAAUCCUAUACGUAGAUACCUUAUGGGCAACAUGUGGGCAGGCAAUGUUACUCGACUCAGCUGGGCGCUCUUCAUCCUCUCUACACCCGUCUACUUCUUCGCCGCCGAUACGUUCCACCGCCGCGCGCUGAAAGAGCUGAGAUCGAUGUGGCGACCAGGGAGCCGAACACCGUAUCUACAUCGCUUCACACGUUUCGGCAGCAUGAACAUGCUCAUCUCGCUCGGAACAACGAUCGCAUAUCUGGCGUCUAUUGUUGAGCUCAUCUUGGCCGCCACGAAGAAGUCUUCUGGCUCGAUGAAUGAUUCCUACUUUGACGCGGUUGUCUUCUUAACCAUGUUCCUACUCAUCGGUCGAUUCUUGGAAGCUUACAGCAAGGCGAAAACUGGCGAUGCUGUCACCUCGCUUGGUAAGCUCCGCCCAAAUGAGGCCAUCCUUGUUGAUGCGGAGAAAGGCGACACCAGGAUCGCUACUGAUCUUCUUGAGAUUGGUGAUGUCGUCCGAGUCCAUAAUGGCACUUCGCCGCCUUUCGACGGAGACAUCAUUGAAGGGAACUCGAACUUUGAUGAGUCGAGCUUGACUGGUGAAUCGCGUCCGGUCAAGAAGGCAGAGGGCGAUACGGUCUUCUCCGGCACUGUCAACAAAGGCGCUCCAAUCAAGAUCAAAGUCACAACCGUAUCUGGUACUUCGAUGCUGGAUCAGAUUAUCAAUGCUGUGAGAGAAGGACAGUCGCGCCGCGCACCUGUUGAGCGUGUCGCUGACACGAUUACCUCGCACUUUGUACCUUUUGUCAUUGCCGCCGCCAUAACUACAUGGCUUGUUUGGCUGAUUCUCGGUACUACUGGGGCCAUACCCAGCGACUGGAAGAACGAGAGUGCUGGUGGUUGGGAGCUCUGGUCUCUCCGCUUUGCCAUAGCUGUCUUUGUCAUCGCCUGUCCUUGUGGCAUCGGUCUUGCUGCGCCAACUGCGCUCUUUGUCGGAGGCGGUCUGGCUGCCAAACACGGUAUCCUCGUACGAGGAGGUGGUGAAGCUUUCCAGGAAGCUAGCUCAUUGGACUGCAUCGUUUUUGAUAAGACUGGUACCUUGACACAAGGUGGUGACCCAGCGGUGACAAAUCACAAGUUCUCUGAGAACCAGAACGCUGCGUUCGUGCUGGGCAUUGUCAAGGCGCUCGAGGAGAACAGUAAUCAUCCUAUUGCUCGAGCACUUGUAUCGUUCUGUGACCAGGAAGUUCACAAUACACCCGUUGCGGUCAAUGUUGAUGAGGUUCCUGGAAAGGGUUUAAAGGGUACGUUUAGGAUCGAUGGUCGAGAGAUUACCGCUAUCAUUGGUAACGAAGGCUUCAUGGCUGAUCACCACGUACCCGUUCUCGCUCAAGAUGCCUCAUCGCUACAGAAGUGGAAGUCUCAAGGUGAGUCGGUCGCUUUAGUCGCAUUGUUCCUACCACAGGACGGCGAUCAAGUAGGUGCACAAGUCGGCAUCCCCGCCUCCAAUAUCAUCGCUGGCGUGCUGCCAGACCAGAAAGCAGAGAAGAUCAAGUACCUCCAGCAAACGCUGACCAAGCCGCACAAGUCCUUGUUUCAUAUCCCGUCUCUAUCUCGAAACAAGAACUUGAAAGAGCAAAAGAUGAGCAAGCAAAAACGUGCAACCGUAGCCAUGGUAGGCGACGGCAUAAACGACGCCCCCGCUCUCUCCACUGCCGACCUCAGCAUAGCAAUAGGUUCCGGAUCCGACAUCGCCCUUUCCUCAUCCUCGUUCAUCCUCAUCAACUCGCGCCUCACGACCAUUCUCACUCUCCUCGACCUCUCGCGCGUGGUUUUCCGCUGUGUGUAUUUUAAUUUCGGAUGGGCCCUCGUUUACAACUUGGUCGCUAUGCCCAUUGCUGCUGGCGUCCUAUUUCCCAUUACGACUGGUGGUAGUAGCAAGAAGAUGGAUAUGCAUCAUAAUGGGAUUGGGAUGGAAGGGGGGAUGGCAAUGGAGGAGUCUGGUAGGAAGCACGUUAGGCUUGAUCCUGUCUGGGCUAGUUUGGCCAUGGCGUUGAGUAGUGUGAGUGUGGUUUGUAGUAGCCUGGCGUUGAGGAGUAAGGUGCCUGGGCUGGGGUUUAGGGUGAAUCGGGGAUUAGAGGAGUUGGUGGAUGGUGUGGGUAAGAGGAAGGAAAGGGCUGGGGACGAAAACAUUGUGUGA
Messenger RNA from Alternaria postmessia, 3696 nucleotides. RefSeq lists its product as uncharacterized. The record is from RefSeq and is a predicted model, not a curated record. Lineage: Eukaryota; Fungi; Ascomycota; Dothideomycetes; Pleosporales; Pleosporaceae. The transcript has 2 exons. Gene Ontology annotation, biological process: copper ion homeostasis; monoatomic cation transport. Gene Ontology annotation, cellular component: membrane. The coding region runs from base 1 to 3696 and encodes 1231 amino acids. Gene Ontology annotation, molecular function: ATP binding; P-type divalent copper transporter activity; ATP hydrolysis activity.